This is a messenger RNA of Enterobius vermicularis (human pinworm), 900 nucleotides long. NCBI's taxonomy places the organism in Eukaryota, Metazoa, Nematoda, Chromadorea, Rhabditida, Oxyuridae. The record is from the annotation of a GenBank genome assembly.
ACCACUGGGAUGAAAGCUAAAGUUACAGGUUGUACAGCAUGUGUUUAUGCCAUUCAAAGCGGUAGCCUUCUGUGCUUGCGGUAUUUGGUGGAAAAGUGUCGUUCCGAUUUAGCAGCCGUAUCCGAUCGUGGUCAGUCACUAUUGCAUGUUGCUUGCCUUGCUGGUCAGACGCAUAUUGUACGAUGGAUAGUGCAGCGAUCUGUACCAAAUGUUGUUUUUUGGACGACAAAGGAUAACGCCAACGCUAUUCACUGUGCCGCAUUUAGUGGUAGCGUCGGUUCCCUUCGAAUCCUAAUGAGUGUCGUACCAAAAAAACGAAGGCGUGCUGUUCUUGCCCUGCGAGACCUACGCGGUAAUACAGCGCUACAUUUAACAGCUAUCAAUAACCACAUUGAUGCUGCCCAAUUUUUGCUGCAAAGCGGCGCUGAUCUAAAACUUGUAAAUGCUGCCGGUCAAACACCAGAGGCUAUUGCGAGACUUAAAAACCAUAAUGAAUUGGCUACUUUCUUUCACACCUGGAAUGGUAAAAAAGGUAAAUUAAGUAAAGACUUAACACUUCCGACUCACACUGAUUCUGUUGUGGACAGUGCUGGUGGUCAUUCUUCUGGUUAUGACAGCGGGCUAAGUCAAACGUUACCGAAUGAGUCUCGAUUAACGUCUCCUUUACAGAACCAGUACUCAAUGGUCAGCUAUCCUGAUCGUUUUGAACAAACAAGGUUAACUCUCAUAAUUCAACUUAAAAUUAAAUCGCCAACACUUCUUUCGCCGCUUUUUAGGACUUCAGAGCGAUUGGAAAUGAAGCCUUUAAAUUAUAUUGCUUCUGACGAAGGUGGUCGGAUUUAUGCAGACUGCGCUUGUCAAACAGACCCUGAUGACUUAUCAGAGCAAAUCAAAGUAUAG